AUGGUGAAAGAGGAAGUGGAUAAGUUUGUAGAUCUUAUUAGCAGAGAUUUUGUAAAGGUUUGGUAUGAUUUAAUCAGUAACAACAGCCAGUGUAUGGAGGAAGCCUCACAGCUGCUCACAAGUCUUCUCCAAGAUAGUACCCGCAGGAUAGGAAAAGCUGGGAGAGGGAAGUUAAUACCAGUUUUGCUCACAGUGUUUAGGGGCCAUGUUAAAGGAUACCAAGCAUCUGUUCAUUACCUCAAGAUGCAGCCAGCAUACAGGAAGAAGAAAGAUCCCUCAAAGAUAGAGUUCAAAAAGGUGAAAACAAUUGAGGAGGCUUUUGAGAAACAGGUUCAUUUCCACACAGCUCUGUAUGAUAUGGAGACAGAGGUGCAGUAUGUGAGAGCUGUAACAAGACUUCUGUUGGCCACUUUAGCACCAGACAAGGUCUACAAAACUGAAAGUGCAACAGAGAUGCUGGUUGAAAUACUUGCCUGUAACAUGCUGCUCCCUCUAGUGGCAAAACUCAGCGACACUCACACUCUACACAGGUGUAUUGUGGCAGUUCUCUCUGAUGAGGAGCCAGAGAUAGUUCAGCCACUAGAGGGAAGCAUAAGUCAAGACAAGACUUUGAUGAAGUCACCAGACAGUGACCAAAACCAAGGUCAAUCUGCAAGUUUGCCACUAGAUGGAACCCCUGUACAGGAUGGACUAGGUUUUGAGCAGAAGCAAGAAUUACUAAAAGGAAGCGAUUCCAACUCAAGUGAAGCAGAAAAUACUCAUGAACUUAAUGAAAAGGAAACACAUUUUGAUUCUGAGCAGUCUGCAGAUCUCCAGGAAUAUGAGCAAGAUGAACCAGAAAGUGAUCUGGAAAAAUGUGGAGAAUUUGUCUCAUCUAGUUUAGGCCAAUACUUUAGACUGUUGCCUGAAGGGAAUUCAUCGCCUGUCUCAACCAGCACAAUGAACACAAUCACAGCUAACACAACCAGCUCAGGAAGUUCUUCUUACCCAUUUUCUACUCUAACACAACAAUCCAAGCCCCAGACUACCCAAACAACAGCUGUGAAAACUACAGUAAGUUCUGAUCACUCUCCUGAAUCCAAGCCACAGAAGAGACCUACAGAACUUAGACUUGAUCAAGAGGCUAUCAAGAGAGCAUUGCUCCAUGAGUCAAGUUCAGAUACACCCUUUGAGGAAGUUGGUGUCAAGGACAUGCUAACUGUGUCAAGUUCAAGGUCGUCUUCAAGUGAUGUGUCAAUUUCAGAUGAGGUCAUAUCUUCAGUGCAAGGUCAAGGGUCAGGGGUGAAGGACAGUAGGGAAGCCACAUCCACAGAGGGUACAAAUAUAUUUAGAGAAGCUAGCAGAAAUGUUGAAACCCUCAGCAAAGUUGGAGGGAAUUCAACCUCAAAAGAAGAUAGUAUCAGUUCAUCUGUCAGUAGGAAAAUAGAGGAACCUCAUCAACAGGGUUCAUCAUUUUUGGGGAGAUUCAGAAGGCAGAAUGAGAAGAGUCCAAGUAAAUCUGCCAAUGGUAACUUCAAUCUGAAGGGACCAUCUUUUUUGCUCUCUGGAGAACAGACUGUGGAGGCAGAGAAAGCAGUGCCCCAAGGCACGUUAUCAGGUGAGACAUUUUCUCAUGGGAUUGAGGCUGCGUGGGAGCCAGAGAAUGAUGAUAAUAAUCAGCAGUCAGAGAGCAGUGAUGUUAAAGAAGGCUCCUCUGUGUUGACUGCUGGAAUUCUUGAAAGUGAGGGAGAGAUAGCUGUGUCUGGGAUAACAGGACAUAUUGGAAUUGCCCAACAGAGACGCCCUUUGAAAGUCCAUUGGAGUGAUGAAGAGAAUCAGCAGGAGGUUACAGGAUCAGCAGUGCCUCAUUCUGGGGUUGCUAGGAGACAAGCAACACAGGGGGAGGCUGAUGGAAGAGCCAAUGUUGACAGGCAAAGAGGUAUUUUUACAGCAAUAUCCAGAGCAGAUAGCACUGAGAUAUUAGACAGGCCACAAACUGACCGUAGCCCUGGUCAUCUACACCGCAGUGCAUCUAUCAACAUUCCACUCCAACUGGACAAAGCUGACCACCAGAUGUCCAGUUCCCCUGUCGUUGGUUCCAGUGGAAAUGAAAGUGAAAGUGCUCUGUCUUCAGAGAUGGACAGUGUUAGCGUAGAGGAUAUUCAGAGUUGUGUUUCCAAUGGUCAAGCUACUGGAGUUCGUCAGAAACGCAUCAUGAGGCAAAGACAGGUUGUCACAACAACGGAGGUGCCAAAUUUUAUUUUCCAGAAUGUGUAUAUUACACAGACUGAGACUGCCACAGAACCUUCAUUUACAUCUAACAAGCCAUAUACUCUGUAUAAAAUAGAGUAUGAAGCCUGGUAUUUAACUGAGGAAGAAGAGUUUAUCCUGCAGAAGAAAGUGGUUUGGAGAAGGUUCAGGGAAUUUGUCAAUCUUCAUUCCAGGUUGGAAAACAGUGACUUGUAUAAAAAAUGCAUCAAAGAUGUGAAGGGCCCAAAGAAAUGGCUAACCAUGCCGUUUGGUAUUGGAAACAUGGGACAAGAGAACAUUGACAGUAGGAAGAGCACCUUGGAGGUGUACUUACAGACCCUGUGUGCUAAGAGUGGUCUGUCUGUUUUAUCACAGAAAUUAACAGAAAUAUUAACCCAGGUGUUUUGUUAUAGCAGACCCUGUGUGCUAAGAGUGGUCUGUCUGUUUUAUCACAGAAAUUAA
This is a messenger RNA of Lingula anatina, 2691 nucleotides long. RefSeq lists its product as uncharacterized. Gene Ontology annotation, cellular component: intracellular membrane-bounded organelle. NCBI's taxonomy places the organism in Eukaryota, Metazoa, Brachiopoda, Lingulata, Lingulida, Lingulidae. Gene Ontology annotation, molecular function: phosphatidylinositol binding. The record is from RefSeq and is a predicted model, not a curated record.